Messenger RNA from Harmonia axyridis, 1298 nucleotides. Its product is annotated as cyclin-dependent kinase-like 1. Lineage: Eukaryota; Metazoa; Arthropoda; Insecta; Coleoptera; Coccinellidae. Gene Ontology annotation, cellular component: nucleus. Gene Ontology annotation, biological process: protein phosphorylation. The transcript is spliced from 7 exons. The record is from RefSeq and is a predicted model, not a curated record. Gene Ontology annotation, molecular function: cyclin-dependent protein serine/threonine kinase activity; ATP binding. Bases 146 to 1279 code for a protein of 377 amino acids.
ACACGAAAAUAUUUUAAUUCAAUCGGACAAAGGUUGAGUUCGGUUGGUUACCAUAGAAACAAAAUAUAAACAGUCCAAACUGAGAGGUAUGCAUCUUCCUUUGGGGGUGAAUGAGUAGUUUUGCACAGUCAGAUGAAGCAAUCGAAUGGAGAAAUGGUUCAAUGGGAGUAAGUUAUGGUUAUUGGGAAGCCAAGUGCAAUUGCUGCCGAAAAGGUUACUCUGUUUUAGGACCCGAACUUCGUCGAAAAAUAUGGAAAGAUAUGAAAAGCUAGGAAAACUUGGCGAAGGAAGUUACGGCGUAGUAUACAAAUGCAGAAAUAGGGACACUGGAGAAAUAGUAGCUAUAAAAAAGUUCACGGAAAGUGAAGAAGAUCCGCUGAUUAGAAAAAUAGCUUUGAGAGAAAUUCGACUUCUCAAGAAUCUCAAACAUCCCAACCUCAUCAAUCUGAUAGAGGUUUUCAGGAGGAAGAGACGACUGCAUCUAGUGUUCGAAUUUUGCGAGAGGACUGUUCUCAACGAAUUGGAAAGGUUUCCGAGAGGUUGCCCUGAACUAUUGACCCAACAAAUUGUAUGGCAAACGCUGAAAGCAGUCUCUUACUGUCACCACCACGGCUGCAUUCACAGAGACAUCAAGCCGGAGAAUAUACUUCUCACGGCAACAGGAAUCGUAAAAUUGUGCGAUUUCGGUUUCGCUAGAAUGUUGAGUCCAGGUGAAAAUUAUACUGAUUAUGUAGCAACCAGAUGGUACAGAGCUCCAGAAUUACUAGUAGGUGAUACACAGUAUGGUACUCCUGUAGACGUAUGGGCGAUAGGUUGCGUCUUAGCAGAACUCAUCAGGGGUGAGGCAAUAUGGCCAGGAAAAUCUGACGUGGAUCAACUGUAUCUUAUCAGGUGUACUGUAGGAGACCUCAUGCCACGACACAUGCAGGCUUUCAAGAGCAACGACUUUUUUCAAGGCAUCAUUCUGCCAACACCACAGCAAUUAAUUCCGUUGGAAUCUAAAUUUCCCACAACCAAUGAAGUCACAAUUGAUUUUCUAAAGAAAUGCCUGGAUAAGGAUCCUUCCAAGAGAUGGACCUGUAGCGAAUUAUUAGGACACGAAUACUUCUCGAAUUUUCAUUUCAAAGUCGAAGAAAAUGAAGUACAGAAUACAGAGAAAAUAUCGAGAGGUUCUAGGAACUCCAACAAUGGAAUGCAGUUACCCCAUCUAGGGUUGAAUAAGCCGGUAAGCCCGUUGAAGCAGAACAUUCUACAGAAAACGAAACUUCCUAAUAUAUGACAAAAACUUACUUUUCUCA